AUGGCUUCCAAUACGCCGAAUUUGGAGUGCCGCAUGUACGAAGCAAAAUACCCGGAGAUAGACGCGGCGGUGAUGAUCCAGGUCAACCGCAUUGACCACAUGGGCGCCUAUGUCUCCCUUCUCGAGUAUAACAACAUGGAGGGCAUGAUUCCCUUGACGGAGCUAAGUAACCGUCGCCUCCGGAGCAUCAACAAACACGUCAAGGUGGGCCGCAUCGAGCCCGUCCUGGUUUACAAGGUCGACGAACACAAGGGCUACAUAGACUUGAGCAAGCGGAGGCUUUCCCACGAAGACAUCCAGGCCUGCGACGAAAAGUACAACAAGAGCAAGCUCGUCCACUCCAUCAUGCGCCACGUUGCCGAGACUUUGAACAUUGAUUUGGAGGAGUUGUACGUCAACAUUGCAUGGCCGCUGUACCGGAAGUACGGCCAUGCAGCUGAAGCUUUCAAAAUAAUCGCCACGGAUUCCGAUUCGGUUCUCGAUUCCCUGACUCCCACCGUAUCGGAGGAAGUGAAGGAAUGUCUGCUGAAGAACAUCAAGAGAAGAAUGCCGGUGCAACCAUUGAAGAUCCGAGCCGAUAUUGAAGUCACGUGUUAUCACUUCGACGGCGUUCUUCAUAUCAAGGAUGCGCUUCGAAAGGCGGAAGCUGCGGGGAACGAUGAGUGUCCUGUGAAAGUUAAGCUGAUUGCUCCUCCACGUUAUGUUGUUACUACGCAGACUCUCGAUAAGAAGCAAGGGAUAUCGGUUUUGAGCGAAGCCAUUGAAACCUGCAGGGAAGCAAUGGAGCAUCACAAGGGGAAACUAGUAGUUAAGGAGGCACCGAGAGUGGUGAGUGAGGUGGAGGAUAAGAUGCACACAGAUCAGCAGAAGAAUGCGGAGGUUAUGAGUAGUGAUGAUGAGGGUGAGGAAGAAGAAGAAGAAGACACAGGAUUGGGAGACGUCGACGUGGAGAACGCAGGCCAGGGCAUUAUUGUAGAUUGAAAAAGCUA
Molecule: messenger RNA, 989 nt
Organism: Rosa chinensis
Lineage: Eukaryota; Viridiplantae; Streptophyta; Magnoliopsida; Rosales; Rosaceae
Product: eukaryotic translation initiation factor 2 subunit alpha homolog
Exons: 1
Coding region: 1-981 (326 amino acids)
Cellular component (GO): multi-eIF complex; eukaryotic translation initiation factor 2 complex; eukaryotic 48S preinitiation complex
Molecular function (GO): RNA binding; translation initiation factor activity; ribosome binding
Source: RefSeq, a predicted model, not a curated record